This is a messenger RNA of Alligator sinensis (Chinese alligator), 3977 nucleotides long. RefSeq names its product cyclin J (gene CCNJ). The transcript is spliced from 5 exons. The coding region runs from base 33 to 1241 and encodes 402 amino acids. NCBI's taxonomy places the organism in Eukaryota, Metazoa, Chordata, Crocodylia, Alligatoridae. Gene Ontology annotation, biological process: mitotic cell cycle phase transition; regulation of cyclin-dependent protein serine/threonine kinase activity. The record is from RefSeq and is a predicted model, not a curated record. Gene Ontology annotation, cellular component: cyclin-dependent protein kinase holoenzyme complex; nucleus; cytoplasm. Gene Ontology annotation, molecular function: cyclin-dependent protein serine/threonine kinase regulator activity.
ACUCUCAUCACAAAGGAGUCGCUGCUCGGAACAUGACAGGGGAACAGGCUGGCUCUUUGGAGACUGCUGAGGAGGGGCCAGUGGUGCCAGCCCUAGUAGCAAGUUCCCUGCCUUUCUGCAAGCUCCCUGUGGAGGCAGGCUACGGCGAGGGAAAGUUGUUCUCGGAACUGAAGCUGCCCUCCUACAAAGGCCAAUCUCCCCAGUUACAUCUGAGAAGAUAUUUUGCAGACCUGAUUGCCAUUGUGAGCAAUCGUUUCAGACUCUGUCCUGCAGCACGACAUCUUGCUGUUUACCUAUUGGACCUCUUUAUGGAUCGCUAUGAUAUAUCCAUUCAACAGCUGCAUGUCGUUGCUCUUUCCUGUUUACUUUUAGCAAGUAAAUUUGAAGAAAAGGAAGACAGCGUUCCUAAACUUGAACAGCUGAACAGCUUGGGCUGUAUGACUAACAUGAAUCUAGUAUUAACAAAACAGAACUUGCUACAUAUGGAACUAUUGUUGCUAGAAACAUUUCAGUGGAACUUGUGCCUCCCAACUGCUGCUCAUUUCAUCGACUAUUACCUUUCUAUUGCUGUUCAUGAGACAGAUCUCCAUGAUGGCUGGCCAAUGGUUUGCUUAGAGAAGACUAAGUUAUACAUGGCAAAAUAUGCAGACUACUUUUUGGAAGUAUCCUUACAAGAUCAUGCAUUCUUAAAUUAUGCCCCUUCUUUAGUUGCUACUGCAUGUGUGGCUGCUUCAAGAAUCAUUUUGCGUCUCUCUCCAACAUGGCCAACUCGACUGCAUCGACUUACUGCAUACUCCUGGGACUUCCUAGUGCCAUGUAUUGAACGACUAUUAAUUGCACAUGAUAAUGAUGUAAAAGAAGCAAACAAGCAAAAGGGACAACAUGGCCAGUCUGCGCAACACAGUGUUUUUCAAACCCCAACUCCACAAGAGACUCAUGUUCCACAGCAAAUACCACAGUAUCUCCAAACACAUCAAACUCCAUUACAGUAUCACCAUCCAACAUCACAACAGCAAACCUGUCAGCAAAUUAUGUCAGCUAGUCAUACAUCAUCUUAUCCACUGCAGACUUGUCCUGCUGCCUUGCAGUCCACUGUUCAGGCCCGAGGUCACAUGCAGACUGGUACUGGUAUGUCACUAGCUGUUCCAAUAGAAGUAAAGCCAUGUAUAAGUGUAUCCUACAACCGGAGUUACCAGAUCAAUGGACAUUAUCCUUGUAUUACUCCCUGCUUUGAAAGGUGAUGAGUACAAAUUCAGUUAUUCUCUUUUCUUUUUCUCCCUCUUACCCCUUUCCCCUGCCCCUCCCUUACCCCCCCAUAAAGCCUCUAAGUCUGAGAGCAACAGCAAUAAUCUGAAUAAAAGUAGUACUUUUUUUGUUUUUCUCCAGAAAGAAAGCAACUGGAAUGGCAACCGAGCACUGAAAUGCAUUAGCUCAAUUCAGACUGUGCAAAGAAUAAGCAUGUAGCAUGCCUUCAAAAAGGAAUGUAUGUACAUGGGAAUAUAAGCUAAUAUUUCUGGCCUUACACUGCACUCUGUGCUCCCCCCUACCACUCAUCCACCCACAUUUAAAAAAAUAUAGCUGUGGAUUGACCAGAGGCUCUCCUUUUAAUGAGGGAGACAUGCAGUAUUAUUUUUGAAGAGGCCAUAUUGAAUACUGCCAUACAGUAUUAAGAUUUACUUUGAGUAAAUUCAAACUUAGGAGUGUUGGAUGCCAGGCUUCCCUGGAAAUGAGGUCUACAGAGAGAGAAACUUCUCUUGACUAAAUCAGUAAUGCAACUUACUCUUUGUUCUUGCUUUUGCUCACUCAUUAGAUGUAUGCUUUACUGUAUAAGGCACUCAAGUUAACUGACUUUUUUUAGUUAGCUUUUAUACUUUGUGCCUCACAGGACAAAUAUUCUACUCUACCUUUUUUUUUUUUUUUUCGUCUCAUGUUUGGAGUAACACUUUCACACUAACUCAGGGAAUUAUCUACUCAUAAAUUCUGUGCUGCUGUUGUCUUCAUUUUUAACUGGGUAUAAUUUAAGGUAACCUUUCCUUCAGGACAUUUACAGAUCAUCGUACCAAAGGCAUAUGUGUGUUUAAAAAAUAUAAUUUCAGUCCAAACUACUUUCUGCCUCCCUAAAGUGUGCAAAUAAUUGCAGAAAUGAGUAGUUCAGUUUAAACUUAAGAUACUAAUUCUGUAACAGAACUAAUAUGGUAGUUGUGAUUAUAUAUAGUUUUAUUAAUAUGACCAAUAUAAAAAUAUCCUUUCAUUCAACAGUCUAUAAAUCUCAGCUUAUACAGGAAAAGGUGCAGAUAAAUACAUACAGGAAUCCAGUACUGCAUGCCAAGCUCAGGGGAGAAGGGAGAAUAUUUUCUCAGGUAUUACUGGGAUAGCUCAUUCUUCUGCAAUACAGAAGAUCUGAAUUGAAGAGUAGUCUCUGUAUUCCUCAUGUUGAGUCAAACCCAUAUUGCAGAGUGAACUGCUAUGUAACAGGGAGGGCACUUAAUACAUAGUUGUCUGAACUGCAGUAUCUUUUAUGGUGUAGGUAGCCAGAGUAGGAAGUUUCAUUUCUUCAGCAUGGGGAUGAAGGUGAUGGUGAGAGAGCUUUUCUCCAUUAAUAUACUCUUCUUUCAUAAAAGGUGGUAGCUGAUUCUCACCACAAUCUGAUAUGGGAAAAGGAAUUGAUUAAUGGAGCCAUACUGACUUAAAUAUUUUGGGUGUGUUCAUGGAUUUCCCCCCUUACUUGUAGCACUUAAAAUUAUGAUUUACAUGGCAGAAAUGAGGCCAAGCGUAUAUGAUCUGUGGAACCCCAAGUAUUCUGAAUGGUUCUUGUGGGGGUGGGAGGUAGGGAGUGUUAAGGUAUAUGUGAUAUCAGUAUCAAGGGAAAGAUAUUUAUCAUGAGAGAGGGGGACUUUCCAGAAUACUCAGUAGUUAAAGAGGAUGGCUACACUUGUUCUGAUGCUCUACCAGGAGCUGAACCAGAAAGUGCUGCAAGAACUUAUCCUUUAUUUUUGAGGAGAAGGAAUCCUCUGUAUUUGAAGUUAUUUUAACGCACACGUCAUGCUUCAGGGUGGUUAGGCCUUUUUGUUUGUUUGAUUGGUUUUUGUGGGACUGAGGGGAUCAAAAUGAGGAAGAUUAAGCUCCUCUGCUUUAUGCUAGAAAAUACACAUCCAUGUAAGCACAGCCUAUGGUCUUGUGGUUGCCUCAAAAUGUAACCCUUUCAUUUCUUCUCCAAAUUUGUCCCUACUUUUGAGGCUUAGGGAGUAGAAACUUCCAACCACCUGAAAUGUUAGAUUGAGAUAAGGAAUGUGUCCAAAAGAAACACUUUUGCAUGUUCAGGUUUCACUUUAUUCAGUGCUAUAUCCAAGUCUUCAAUGUGCUAACUACCUCUAAAACUAUGAAUGUACAGUUUUGUAAUGGACCAUGACUUGAAAUAACAGCAGACAUCUGUAGCAAAGCCUGUAAAAUCCUUGUAUUGGCUAAAUCAUCAUAAUCUUUACAUGUAAUACAGUAAUAUGUUGGGGGGGUUUUGGUGGGGGGGGGAAGGGUAAGUAUUAGCAAAUCUAUCCCAUAGGUAUUUAACACACAAAAGAUAGCUAGUACUUUAACACUGGAUUUAUAUGGGGGAUUGUUCAGUUAGCUCUGCAAAGUCUACAGACAAUAGGGUAUUUUUAUUUGACUGUAUGUUAAGCCAUUAGGCUUAACUUUAAAAGCAUCCACUACUUACUAUUUGUUUGGUUACUUUUUAUUUAUUUAAUCUAAAUUUCUCUUGAUGCUGCAGCUUCAUGAUAUAUGGAGAAAGUAGUGUACACUGAACAUUUUCAAUAUAUUACUUAAAAAGGGCUUUACCAGUGUUCAUUGAAUAAAUACACUACAUGUUCUUACUGAGAGAACCAAAUGUGUGUUUUAUGGCAGCAUUUAAAAUGAUGCACAUAAAUGCAAAAUGUCCACAACAAUGGAAUCUGGGUGAGUGCUAUGCAUUCAAGUUUUUUUUU